This is a messenger RNA of Lactuca saligna, 2263 nucleotides long. The record is from the annotation of a GenBank genome assembly. Lineage: Eukaryota; Viridiplantae; Streptophyta; Magnoliopsida; Asterales; Asteraceae.
AUGGCAGAAUCAUCACGGAGAAUGAAAAGUAAAGAAUCAAAGGCGACAAAGAAGACAAAGUUGAGAUACGUACGUGAUGAAGAAGAGUCUGAUGAUGAUCGUCUUGACUUAGGAUUGUUGGAUGUUGAACCAGAUAACUUCAAUCCUACAUCUAACUUGUGUGACGACCCUUUUCUUAACAUUUUAUGUGAUGAUAAAAUGUUAAAGAAUAAUCAGUUUGAAGGGGACGAUGAAGCUGAUGUUGAAGACAUUCACCAGGAAGAGCUUGAGCAUGAACACCUUGAAGAUGAAAAUGGCUUGGAAGUGGGUGUCGAGUUCAGGGUGCACGAUCCUACCGUCAAGUGGAACCAAAUGAAGCCUACAGUUGGUGAGUUAUAUGAGUCUCCUGCUCAGUUAAGGUUUGCACUCACUAACUAUGCUGUAGCUAAUGGAUACCAACUUUGGUUCAUGAAAAGUGAUAAAAGCAGGGUAAUUGUUAGGUGUGGGAAAAAAAAUGCAAAAAAACCAUGUCCUUUUAGGAUCCAUGCUUCGUGGAAGUAUAAUGAACGUACUUUUCAGAUAAAAUCUAUGGUUGAAACACAUCUUUGUGCAAGGAAUUAUAAUUUUGGACAUUUGGUUAGUUGUAAUUGGUUAGCAAAACACUACAUUAAGGACAUAAUUAGGAAGCCCAAAAUGACACUACCUGAGAUGAUGGAGGAUGUCCUUACAAAAUAUUCAGUGAAAGUGUCAAAGGGGCAAUGUCAUAGAGCAAGGGUAAGGGCAAGGGAGAUGAUAGAAGGUAAACUGGAGGAACACUAUGCUAAGAUAUGGGAUUAUGCCAACGAAAUCCUUAGAUCUAACCCUGGAAGUACAUGCAAAGUAGGAGUUUCUGUAAAUCCAGAUGGGGUGAAUUAUUUUGAACGUUUUUAUGUAUGUUUUAAGGCAUUGAAAGAUGGAUGGAAUACAGGGUGCAGACGUGUGAUUGGCUUAGAUGGAUGUUUCCUAAAGGGACAAAUCAAAGGGGAGAUUUUGACUGCUAUUGGAAGAGAUGCUAACAACCACGUGUAUCCAAUUGCAUGGGCUGUAGUAAAUGUAGAGAACAAAGAAAAUUGGACUUGGUUUUUACAGUUGUUGGUUGAUGACUUGGGUGUUGAGGAUGGAAGGGGUCUAGUUGUUAUUUCAGAUCAACACAAGGGACUUCUAGAAUCUGUGAAAGCUAUCCUUCCACAUGUUGAACACAGGCAGUGUGCACGACACAUUUAUGCCAACUUCAGGAAGAGGCAUACAGCUAUCAUAGAGAAAAUGAAGGAGUUUGAAAAAGAGAUGAGGAACUGGAAAGUUAUAGCAACUGGGGGGUCUGUAUUUGAGACGAGAAAACCAGGAAGGCCAAGGAGGGGUGGAAAUGGUAUAACAAACAAGGAUGGAGAGGGAACUUCAAAACAAAAGGCAGUUAAGCUUGUAGUGAAAAGAAAGAAGAAGAUAAAGAAGGCUGGAGAAGGAUCCUCAAACCAGGAUGGCCAAGGUGGGGUUGAAACUGCAAACGAUGCAACUGUGCAAGAAGAAAAUGGAACUGUACAGGAAACUGUACAGGAAACUGCACCCAAAAUUGUGAAUGAUGCAGAUGCUAUUUCUGAUGAAAUUGAUGUAUUGUUGCAAAAAUGUGGUUAUGAACCUCAUGAGAUUGAACAGGCUAUGGAAAACUUGGAAAUGGGUGUAGAUGCUAAUGAGAUUGAAGAGGAUGUUAAUGAGAUUGAAGAUAACUUGCUUGAAGAAAACUUGGAAAUGGGUGUAGAUGCUAAUGAGAUUGAAGAGGAUGUUAAUGAGAUUGAAGAUAACUUGCUUGAAGAAAACUUGGAAAUGGGUGUAGAUGCUAAUGAGAUUGAAGAGGAUGUUAAUGAGAUUGAAGAUAACUUGCUUGAAGAAAACUUGGAAAUGGGUGUAGAUGCUAAUGAGAUUGAAGAUCACUUGGAAGCAGACUUAGAAGAGGAUGUUAAUGAGAUUGAAGAUAACUUGCUUGAAGAAAACUUGGAAAUGGGUGUAGAUGUUAAUGAGAUUGUGCCACCAGUGCAAGAAGUUGCUAUACAAGGUUUAGAUGCUAAUGCUUGGGUUGGUGAAGAUGAUGGGAAUAUUGACUUCAUUGAAGAUACACAAGUUGUUGGGAGGCCUAGGAAAAGGAAGAUUUCUGAGAGAAUUGUGAAGAUCAAGCUGAAGAAAGCAGUUUAUGAUAAGGAUGGAAGGGGUUCUAGUAUUAAGAAACCAGUUAAUUUGGAGUAGGACUAUUUAG